Molecule: messenger RNA, 2757 nt
Organism: Macrosiphum euphorbiae (potato aphid)
Lineage: Eukaryota; Metazoa; Arthropoda; Insecta; Hemiptera; Aphididae
Source: the annotation of a GenBank genome assembly
AUGACAGGUUCUGGAACAGGUGCAUUCACCGGCGGGGCCGGAAACACGUCAGAAUUUGGUCAGUCAGCAUUUGGUAUGCCCGCUGCACCUACAGUAUUUGGUCAAACAAAUACAUCACUAUUUAAUCAAACUACACAGCCUAAUACGGGAUUAUUUGGUUCGAUUGCUGCUGCGCCUGCAUUUGGUAAGACGCCUACCGCUCAACCAACAUUUGGAGGUUUCAAUACCAGUGGAACUUCACUGUUUGGUACUAAUACAGCAACAUCGGCAUCUACUUCAUUGUUAUUUGGCCAGCAAAAUGCUUCAAUGGGGGGAAAUACUGGAGGUGGAUUAUUUGGUUCCAGUAAUCUUAAUACUUCAUUUGGACAAUCAAAACCAGUUGGAACAGGAUUCGCUUUUGGAACACCAGUCGCGCAGCCAACUGGUAAUAAUAUAUUUGGUGCACCUCAAGCAAGCACUGCAGGAGCCGGAAUGUUUGGAGCCUCUACUACUGGUACCUUUGGUGCUACGACAGGAUUUGGAGCAACAUCUGCUGGUGGCACAACCAUAAAAUUUAAUCCUGUGACUGGUACUGAUACAAUGGUCGUAAAUGGUGUAAAUCAAACAACUAAUACUAGAUAUCAAUCAAUAACUAUAAUGAAAGAAUAUAACACAAAAAUAUUGGAGGAACUUAGAUUUGAAGAUUAUUUUGCAAACCGCAAAGUUGGACAACAGGACGCUGUUGGUGGCGGAAUUUCGGGAUCUCCUAAAACGUUGUUUAGUUCUACAACAACGACAAGUACAGGUUUAUUAGGAGCGAAUGAUAAUAAACCACUUUUUGGUGCUACCUCAACAACACCUGCACUUGGAGGAUUUGGAAACACUGGUACUUCAAAUUUUUUUGGGGCACAAAGUAACAUAUUUGGAAAACCUCAGCAACCAACAUCAGCAUUUAGUUCUCAACCAUCUAUUCAUCCAUUUGGUAUGAAUACAACUCAACCAAAUAUUUUUGGAUCAAAUACAGCUCAAACAGCUAAACCAUUUGGAGUUGCUGCUACUCAGACCAAUAUAUUUGGAAAUACUGCUCCUUCAACUUUUGGUACUCAAACUACUGGAUUUGGUCAAACUGGAUUCGGACAACCCGCUCAGAAUAAUCUAUUUGGUCAAAGUAAACCAGCAUAUGGUCUUGGAUCAACACAAACAACCACAGGUUUUGGUUUUGGAACUAAUACAUCUACUAGUGCAAAUUUUCUUUUCGGAAAUAAACCUGCUAAUACUGGUUUUCAAAUGACUCCAGCUUUUGGUACAAACAAUGCUUUUGGAGCUACAUCUACAGCACAACUGCAAACUGGUGUAUUUAAUAAUGCAGCAAAACCAGGAGGGUUAUUUGGACAAGGAACUGGACUUUUUGGAUCUUCUAAUCCUAGUAAUUUUGGUACAGGUGGUACAUCAUUUUUUGGUAAUAGCCAACAAGCUGGUGGACUCGGACUUUUUGGAAAUACCAAUAACGUUCAACUAUCUACCAAUCAGGCAUCACAAAGUAAUCAAAUGCAAUUACAACUAGAUACAUUAAAAGCAAUGUCAUAUGGAGAUUCACCUUUGUUCAGAAGAUUUUACAAGGAUGUAUCAAAAGUAGAUGAUUCAUCUCUUGUUCCUUCACAAAGUGUAUCAUUUGGAAAGUUUGGUAGCUAUAAAGUUUCUCCAAUACCAACACCAAAGAGAAUACUUCAAAUUCGUAGAAAUUUCACUCAAUUUAAUCGAAAGUCCUUAUUUGAUGGACUUGAAGAAUCCCCACUAACAAUGAAACGUCGAGAUAAAGUUGGUGAUAAUUCACUACUACUUAAUUUUUCCUCUCCAAGAUCAAGCUGUAAGAAAUUGAAUUUAAAAAAAGAUAUCAAUGUCUGUAGUAAAUUAAACAAAGGAAAUAGUAUAAUUAUGCAUACAAAACCACUUGCCAAAUUACAGCAAUAUUUUUACAAUAAACAAAACUCACCAGAAGAUAAAUCUUUAAUUAAAGAAAACAACACAAUUUUUCAAUUACAAAGCAACAAACAAAACAAUUUGAAUACUUCAAAAGGAACAAAAGCCAAUGAAACUUCUCAAAAUAAUAUUACCAAUAUGGUUGUCAAUGAUAACCAAGAACCUUCAAUUGAAUCCAAUUCUCUUGAAGUUCAUCCUACUGGGAUAAAGUUAAGACGUGUUGGAUAUUAUACUAUUCCACCCAUGAAUGAAUUGGCAGAAUUAGUAGAUGAUGACGGAUCAUGUUUUGUAGAUGGUUUUACAAUAGGACGCUAUGACUUUGGAAAUGUUUAUUUUCCUGAUCGUUUGAAUGUUGCGGGUCUAGACUUGGAUACUACAGUUCACAUAAGACACCGAGAAAUUAUAAUUUACCAAGAUGACGAACUAAAGCCUCCCCUAGGGGAGGGGUUAAAUAGAAAGGCUACUGUUACUUUGGAUAGAGUCUGGCCUAAUGAUAAAACGACCAAACAACCAAUCACUAACCCUGAUCGUGUUGCAGCUACAAAUUUUGUUGUUAAACUUCAAAAAGCAUGUGCCAAACUAAGCACUCAAUUUGUAGAUUAUCGUUCGGACACAGGAUCUUGGGUGUUUAAUGUUAAACAUUUCUCAAAGUAUGCUCUUGUAGAUUCUGAUUCUGAUGAUGAUGAUGAUGAUGAUGAAAAUAUUGUGGAACAUAGUAUUGAAUCUAAAACUCUUCCUAAAUCAAUUUUACAAAAAUCUAAAACUAUAAAACCAACAGAAAACGUUAGCCCAAAGUAA